Monopterus albus (swamp eel) is the source of this 1550-nucleotide messenger RNA. It is a transcript of the gene pid1, whose product is annotated as phosphotyrosine interaction domain containing 1. The transcript has 3 exons. The record is from RefSeq and is a predicted model, not a curated record. The coding region runs from base 159 to 836 and encodes 225 amino acids. Gene Ontology annotation, cellular component: cytoplasm. Lineage: Eukaryota; Metazoa; Chordata; Actinopteri; Synbranchiformes; Synbranchidae. Gene Ontology annotation, biological process: regulation of reactive oxygen species metabolic process; regulation of cell population proliferation; regulation of mitochondrial membrane potential.
CUAACUGCAGCCAGGCGGAGCAAAAAAUAUCUUUCAUUGCCGAGCAGCCCAGACUGGAGACGAGCUGAGGGGUACGGUGUGAAAGCGAACAGAUGUGAACCGGGCUGCGACGAGAGAACAAGCUGUAGUAAAGACGGAGAGCCUUCGUUUCUGCUAAUAUGUGGCAACCCGCGUCGGAGCGAUUGCAGCACUUUCAGACCAUGCUGAAGACCAAGCUUAAUGUGCUGACGCUGAGGAAGGAGCCGUUGCCCACGGUGAUCUUUCACGAGCCCGAGGCCAUUGAGCUCUGUUCCACCACACCACUCACAAAGAGCAGGACCCAUGCUGGAUACAAGGUGACCUACCUGGGUAAGGUGACUAUCUCUGGGACCCAGUUCCUGUCUGGCUGCACAGAGUCGGCGGUGGUCGGUCUUGUGGAGCGCCGUGCUCUUGCCCAGCAGAAGGGCAAUUGCCCCACAGGCAGUUCUCUGUUGGAGAUUCGGCCUUUUCAGGUGCGUCUUCACCACCUUGAUGAGCAUAGCGAGGCUUCAGUAACCAUGGACACCUACCAGGUCGCUCGGAUCGCUUACUGCACAGCUGACCACAGCAUCAGACCCAAUGUAUUUGCCUGGAUCUACCGGGAGAUCAACGAUGACCUGUCUUUCCAGAUGGACUGCCAUGCUGUAGAGUGUGAGAGCAAGCUGGAGGCCAAGAAGCUGGCACACUCAAUGAUGGAGGCUUUCCGGAAGACUUUCCACAGCAUGCGCAGCGACGGCCGCAUCCACAAGAGUGGCUCAUCAGAUGACUUUACGGAGGACUCAUCCACCCCUGAAGACUCAACCCCAGAUGAUGGUUGAACUGAAACUCACCUAAAAUCCUGAUCUCCAUCCAUGUCCAAGCAAAGGGUGAUUGGAAGGAUGGACAGAUAACCUGUUCUCUCUCAUUCUCUCCUAGUAUCUCUUUCUGUUAUCGGUUUGGACCAAAAUUAACUGACCCUGUGAACCAACAUGCCUAGGAUAAUGAAGUAGCUUUUAAAUACUGUAAAUGGAAAGUAGAUGGAAAAAGAGUUAUAAAAUAUGUGCAUUUUACAUAUGGGGAUAGCAAAGUGCUACCACUUUGAAUGGUCCUCAAAGACCCACAAGGGCCUUACAAGCACCUCUCUAAACACCCUCCAGAGACUGACUAACAUUUCCAUUUUCAAUCACUGUCAUUCCUGCACCCAGCAAAGACAAUGUUUGUGGUUCUUAAGCUUUUUCAUCCAGGAAACAAAGUGUAGUCCCUAUUCUUUUGACCCCAGCUAAUGAAAACUUGCUACUACUCUUGCCAUGUAGGGACCCAGCAGAAAUAGGCUUAUAGACCUAUUUUGGGUCCCAACCCAGAGUUUAUGAGACUGUUGGAGCACAUAAAUUCUUAAUGUUUAAUUAUGUGGAUGCCUUGGACCUUGGUAACAGCAAAUGAGGAUGUGAAAGAAAAGAUAAGCCUUUAAGCACUACUCAUGGUAAAUGGUCUUGUAUAGCGCCUUUCUACACAUUGAAGUGCACUCAAAGCACUUUACACUAUUGCCCCUUCAC